CAAGUUGUCUGUCAAUGUCAAAUUCAAAAUUUUACUUCCGUGUUCAAAAUAGAAAAUUCUAAAUUUCUAAUUAUUUAGCUUUAGCCGUAAAUGUUAGUUAUUUCAUUUACAUUUAUUACAAAAAUUUGAAGAAUGAGACAAUGCAAAAGCUCAGUAAAGAAAAAAAUAUACAAAGAAAACUCAAACUUACACAGAAAAUUGCAUUAGAAAAAGGGAUUGACGAAGUUUUAAUAAAAAAGUUUAAUUAUAUCUGUUACAUUGGAGAAAAGAAAGAAAAAUAUUUAUAUACAGGAUUAACGCGAAAAGCAAUAAUUACACUAGGGGUGACUUUUACAUCAAUAUUGUUAUUUAGUUUAGCAGUGGACUAUUUGCUAAGUGCAAGAUGUCUGUUACCUAUUAAUCACUUGGUGUGGGAAGCAACGCGCCCUCUCUCCGACUGCGGAUAUUGUGCGAAUGUUACGAAACCGAUUAUACUGAUGAACAUUACGCGCCAAAAAUUUCGGAAAUACGCCUAUUCAUCAAAACCUAUAAUUGUAAAAAAUGCAAUAGUCCAUUGGAGAGCCAUCAAAGAGUUUAAUUUUUACAUGUUCAAAAAGUUGUAUGAACAAACUGCAGGUAGCUAUGAGAGUCUUGAAGAAGGUUGUCAGUUCCUGAAUUUCAAAACAGAUCUCUUUACAUUAAAAGAAGUGUUUAGUAUGCCAGCUGCGAGAGUGAGAAAUGAGCCUGGUCAAGAACCUUGGUAUGUUGGUUGGGGCAACUGUCAUCCAGAUAUUUUAACCAAGGUCAGAAAGUAUUACACAGUACCAGAGUUUCUUCCUGAAGAUGCAGAAUUCCCAGUGACUGAAAAUGUAUUCUUUGGAUAUGAAAUGGGAGCUGUUAUGCAUUUGGACUAUAUUCCAAGACUGAUGUGGCAGGGUCAGGUGAAAGGUAACAAGACUUGGUCGGUUGCUCCGGUGCCAGAAUGUGAACAUGUAUGCAAUAAAUUCAAAUAUUAUGUGGAGCCUGGAGACGUAGUUCUAUUGGAUACAAGAGUUUGGUAUCACGCUACAAGUAUACCAAAAGGGCAAUUUUCAUUAACUGUGCAGUCUGAAUAUGGGUGAUGUUGUUUAUAUUGUUUGAGAAAUCAGUAUUAUUUAGACAUAUCGAAUGCCAAAAAUUUUAUAACUUUAUUUAAGUAAAGGUGCCAUUUUAUUGUAGUCUGACUAUUUAUAAAUUAAUGUUAAGUAUAUACAAUUACUUCUUUUUGAUGUUCUAUUUGAGUGAAUUUUGUAUUUUUUUUUUAAUGAGUGAUGAAAUAAAACGAAAUCUAGUUUAUAA
Messenger RNA from Bicyclus anynana (squinting bush brown), 1317 nucleotides. RefSeq lists its product as uncharacterized. The record is from RefSeq and is a predicted model, not a curated record. NCBI's taxonomy places the organism in Eukaryota, Metazoa, Arthropoda, Insecta, Lepidoptera, Nymphalidae. The transcript has 5 exons. The coding region runs from base 141 to 1100 and encodes 319 amino acids.